Messenger RNA from Menidia menidia (Atlantic silverside), 5088 nucleotides. The record is from the annotation of a GenBank genome assembly. Lineage: Eukaryota; Metazoa; Chordata; Actinopteri; Atheriniformes; Atherinopsidae.
GCAAAACAAGCACGCCUGUAUAUUUUCCUCAUACCGCAAAACAUCACCUAGAUUUAUCAUUACGGGGAUGAGGGACUAACGUUAGCUGGUCAAUGAGCAUGAAUAUGAGUUCUGGAUGUGAUCGCACAUCAUGAUGCAGUCAUGAAAUCAUACAUCAAAGUGGCAUUAUGCUGAACAGUAUCUGGGAUCCACAGGGUGAGGACAUUAUGGAGGGAAACACAGAAGCUGAAUGGUUACUGUCAGGCUAUGGUAUGUAAACGUGAACACCAUCUGUCCCAGCAGUUGCUGUUGGCACAAUGGGGCUCGAUUUUGAUGUAAAAACAUUCUGUCACAACCUGCGGGCCACCAAGCCCCCGUAUGAGUGCCCGGUGGAGACCUGCCGGAAGGUCUACAAGAGCUACAGCGGCAUAGAGUAUCACCUCUACCACUAUGACCAUGAUAAUCCCACACCUGCACAGACAAUACCCCAGAAGAAGAGGAAAGGACGGCCUCCUCGUGCUUCCCUGGCUUGUUCUGGGGAUACGGAUGACGGUGGAGGUAAUGGAGGAGGAGGACUAGGCCAUGAAGGAAACACACCUGGCAGCCCCAACCGGUCAGAACACUCCAACUCUCCCGGGAGAGACACGAUGACCUACGCUCAGGCACAGAGCAUGGUCGAGCUGGAGUUCCAGGGGCGGAUUCACCGCAUCAGCAUCUUUGACAACAUUGAUGUGGUGUCAGAAGAGGACAGUGACACAGAUGGUCCUCCGCCGUCUGGGACAGGCAGCAGUGGAGGUGGGGUGUGUAACGGCAGCGAUGGUGGAGCUGGAGGUGGGGACAUGGGAGGAAACGUAAAGGACCGGUCAGAUAUCCCGUCCUCCAAUGGAGGAAAAGCCACGCCGAAGACCGGGAAGCAUAAGAGUAAAGAAAAGAAGAAGGAUGGAUUAUCUCAUCAUCAUAACAGUCAGUCUGGUCCUGGAGUCAAACUCCCAGAGGCAGUAUUUAGAGAACUGGACCAAGAGAGACCGGAUGCCCCUCCUCGGCCUUCAUCUUACUACAGGUAUAUUGAUAAGUCAGUGGAGGAGCUGGACGAGGAGGUGGAGUACGACAUCGACGAAGAGGACUACAUCUGGCUCGGCAUCAUGAACGACAAGCGGCGGCGGGACGGUGUGCCCCCCAUUCCUCAGGAGGUCUUUGAGUACCUCAUGGACCGCCUAGAGAAGGAGUCCUACUUCGAGAGCCACAACAAGGCAGACCCCAGUACCCUGAUCGAUGAGGAUGCUGUCUGCUGCAUCUGUAACGACGGAGAGUGUCAGAACAGCAACGUGAUACUGUUUUGUGACAUGUGCAAUCUGGCUGUACAUCAAGAGUGCUAUGGCGUGCCCUAUAUCCCAGAGGGCCAGUGGUUAUGUCGCCGCUGCCUGCAGUCCCCCAGUAGAGCGGUGGACUGUGCUCUGUGUCCAAACAAGGGAGGAGCUUUCAAACAGACAGACGAUGCACGCUGGGCUCACGUCGUGUGCGCCCUCUGGAUCCCCGAGGUCUGCUUCGCAAACACGGUCUUUCUGGAGCCGAUUGACAGUAUUGAGCACAUUCCCCCCGCCCGCUGGAAGCUCACCUGCUACAUCUGCAAACAGCGAGGCUCUGGCGCCUGCAUCCAGUGUCACAAAGCCAACUGUUACACAGCUUUCCACGUCACCUGCGCGCAGCAAGCCGGCCUCUACAUGAAAAUGGAGCCGGUCAGAGAGACCGGGGCCAACGGCACGUCCUUCAGCGUGAGAAAGACGGCAUACUGCGACAUCCACACGCCCCCAGGAUCCGCCCGACCUUUAGGGGGAGUGGGCGGGGUCAGCAUGGGAUCAUCCAACAGCGAAGGAGAACUGGAGGACGACGAUGAGCCCAGCCUCGGCCAUGACGAAGACUCCAAGGGCUGGAGCUCCGACCGAGCAAAGAGGGCAAAGGCCAAAUCCAGGAUGAAGAUGAAAAGGGCGAGAAAGAUCUUAGCUGAAAGGAGAGCCGCCGCACCAGUGGUGUCUGUGCCCUGCAUACCCCCCCACAGGCUGAGCAAAAUCACCAGUAACCUAACGGUGCCCAGAAAAAGUCAGUUCAUGCAGCGUCUCCACAGCUACUGGACUCUGAAAAGGCAGAGUCGUAACGGCGUGCCCCUCCUGCGGCGGCUGCAGACCCACCUGCCCUCACAGCGCCACGUCGACCCGCACCCCCCGCAGCCCGCCGCACAACUUCCUCUGAGGGACAGCGAGGAGAAACAGACGGCCUUAAAGGAGCAGCUCAAAGCCUGGCAGAGGCUGAGACAUGACCUGGAAAGAGCGAGGCUGCUGGUGGAGCUCAUCCGCAAGAGGGAAAAACUCAAGAGGGAGACGAUCAAAGUGCAGCAGAUGGCGCUGGAGAUGCAGCUGACGCCCUUUCUGGUUCUUCUGAGGAGCACGUUGGAGCAGUUACAGGAAAGGGACACAAACAACUUUUUCACUGAGCCUGUGCCACUUGAAGAGGUCCCAGACUACCUGGAGCACAUCGACACCCCUAUGGACUUUCAGACCAUGUGGAACUUGCUGGAGUCCCAUCACUACCUCACUUUUGAGGCCUUUGAGGCUGACUUCGGCCUCAUUGUCAACAACUGCCUCAAGUACAACGCCAAGGACACCGUCUUCUACCGCGCUGCGCUGCGGCUCAGAGAGAUGGGCAGCGCCGUCAUCAGAACCGCCAGGCGCCAUGCCGAACGCAUUGGAUUCGACUAUGAAACCGGCUUGCACCUCCAUCGGGAGCCGAGCCCCGACAGCCAGCGCGACCAAGAGAGAGACAGAGAGCGGGAGAGGGAGCGCGACAGAGAGAGAGAGAGGGAGAGAGAAAGAGAGCGGCCGCUGUCCUCUAAUGAAGAUGAGCUGCUCCUGCCGGAGAACAGGCGUCAGCUGCCUCUGGAAGAACAGCUGCAUUACCUGCAGGUGCGCCUCAACGAGGUCAGCUCGGGGAAGCACAGCAUCGGUCAGUCCCGCAGAGCCAAAGCUCUGAGAAAGGAGAUCAGCGUCAUCAAGAGGAAGCUUGCGCACCAGCGGGAGGGAGGCUUGGGCAUCGGGGGCCGGGAGUCCAUGGGAGACCGAGGCUCCUCACUUCCUCAUCACUCAUCGUCUGCAGGACACCACGAUGAGGGGGGCGAGAGCAGCAGCCAGGAGAUCGGUGGAAAGGCUCCAGAGGUUGGCCGUCGGACAUCUGUCCUAUUCUCCAAGAAGAACCCCAAAAUGGCCGGACCGCCCAAACGGCCCGGGCGUCCUCCGAAGAACCGGGACGCGGGCUACGGCGGAGCGGGCGUGAGCCAGAGCCCGAUCGGCCCCCCGCAGCUGGCCCUGCUGUCACCGAGCCGGCAGAGGAAGAGGCCCCGCAGCCCCCACACCAGCUCCAGCUCUGACAGCGACAGCGACAACGACGACCUGCUGCCAGGCUUACCCAGUAAUGGUUUUGAUACAGGAAACCAGCCGGUAACCGAGAGCUUCCGCGUGUACAGGAAUGAGCCUCGCCUCCCUCGCUCCAGCUCAGACUCUGAGUCCACAACCAGCAGCAGCAGCAGCGCAGCGUCUGAUAGAACCAGCACAACUCCUUCCAAGCAGGGUAGAGGGAAGGCCUCCUUCUCCCGCUCCGCCUUUCACGAGGACAGCAGUGAGGAAACAUCAGGCACCGAGAAUGAUUCCUACUCUGUGGGAGGAUCACGCAGUGUUUCGCAUUUGGUGCGUGGUCGAGAAAGGUCAGGAUGUUGGAUGGCGUCUGAUGACUACUCCUCUCUAGAAGCUCUGGACCUGGUGUGGGCCAAGUGCCGAGGUUACCCCUCGUAUCCAGCUCUGAUAAUCGACCCAAAGAUGCCGAGGGAGGGGGUGUUUCACCGGGGCGUCCCAAUCCCCGUACCUCCUUUGGAUGUGCUCAAACUUGGAGAGCAGAUGACCCAAGAGGCCAGAGAGCACCUGUUCCUCGUGCUGUUCUUUGACAACAAGAGAACUUGGCAGUGGCUGCCGCGCUCUAAGCUGGUGCCGCUCGGCGUGGACCAGGAGCUGGACAAGGAGAAGAUGCUGGAGGGGAGGAAGUCCAACAUUCGUAAAUCUGUACAGGUGGCCUACCACCGCGCCAUGCAGCACCGCAGCAAAGUGCAGGGAGACCCCAGCAGCGAAACCAGCGACAGUGACUGAGCACAUGCAAACAUGCACACAGAAACAAUAUCCUGGUCCUUGGUAACGUGUCCAGGGUACCUAAGAAAAAAACAUGCCAGUGAGAAAAAGCAGCUACUACUUUGGCCCCAAGAUUCCCACGCUCAUGCACACUAAGCCGUAUUUAACCUGACGUGUAAAAUAUUGUAUUUAAGAAAAUUGAAAAAAAGCUGAUAUUGAUAAUAAUGAUGGAAAAAUAUGUUCAUAUGUUCAGAAUCAUGAAUCAAAACGUUCCUCGUACGGUGUCGAUAUAUGUUUAAUGAGAUGAGAUAAUGAUAUGCUGACUCAGACAAUGAGCAUAGUUUUACACUAUGAUGCAUACACAAGUCUGCCUCCCCCUGCCCUCCCUCCACUCUCACCCGUUACCUUGAGCAUGUGUUGCAUGGUAAAUGCACACACUGCUGGCUUGGCUGUGAACGCCAUCUCACCAGCACAUCUUUUACAUCCCCCUCUCCAAAAGAAUAAAAUAAGGCCUGGUGCUAGUGUCUAGUCUUUUGUCAGAGGAGCACAAAGAAAGACUGUUGCAGCCUGAAUGUGGGCAAACCAACGUUACUGUAAUUUAUUCCAAUGGCUUCUUGAUAACAAGAUCCACACCGGUGUUUCAUCAUGGACUACUUCUAAUCACUCCGACUGCACAAGACGUUGUUGCGCGGUAAUUUCUGUCUGUCAGUCCUGUUUUUUAAGCUUUUGUUAACAUACGCCUGUCACAUUGGCCACUAGUCAGUCAAUAAUGAGGAAUAACCUGAAACACGAUUGCCUCACUGUCUGUGUUAGUCUCAGGCUAAUGGCUUUAGAUCUUUUAUAUAAACAGAUUGCAUAAAAAAAACAAGUUCAAUGAAAAUUAAAAAGGAUUUUUUUUAAAUCUCGUGUCGUGGGCUCUGUUGUCUCUGUUGCUUAGAGUUAG